This is a messenger RNA of Tarenaya hassleriana, 3692 nucleotides long. Its product is annotated as protein SMAX1-LIKE 5. The record is from RefSeq and is a predicted model, not a curated record. Lineage: Eukaryota; Viridiplantae; Streptophyta; Magnoliopsida; Brassicales; Cleomaceae. The coding region runs from base 472 to 3615 and encodes 1047 amino acids. The transcript has 4 exons.
UCUAAAUCUCUCUCUCUCUCUCUCUCUCUCUCUCUCUCUCUCUCUCUCUCUCUCUCUUAUUCAAAUUCAAGUCCGGUUUCCUUUCUGGUGCUUCUCUUCUCUCUCACUUGAACCGAUAUUUUUCUUCUCGUCGAGUCUUGAACACGAGAAAGGAAGCUCCUUUGUACUCAUCUUCUGCUGGGUUUUCAAGAUCUUGUCUUGUGUUUAGUCUUGAAAACAAGAAAAGAAAGGGUCCUUUGUACUGAUACACGCUCUUGGGUCUUCAAGAGACUGGUGUUUGGGAGUAUUGAGCAUAAGAAAGGAAGCUCCUUUGAGCUGUUUUGGCACUUGGGUUUAUUCUUUGGGGGGUGGUGAAUAAAGGGGUGGUGAAAGGAAGAAGCUUUCGGCACAUAAUCAGAAGCUUUUCAGUGAGUAAAAUUAGGGUUUCGAAAUCUCUGGUGGGGGUGGGGGUAAGGGUGGGGGGUUCAAGUUAUGCGAACGGGAGGUUGUACAAUUCAACAGACACUCACUGCAGAGGCUGCUUCUGUGUUGAAGCACUCUCUCAACUUAGCCCGGAGGAGAGGCCAUGCUCAGGUCACUCCUCUCCAUGUUGCGGCUACUUUGCUCUCAUCAAGAACCAGUCUUCUGAGAAGGGCUUGCAUCAAAUCUCACCCUGGUUUCUCCUCUAACUACCAGUUCCCCCCUUCUCACCAUCAUCACCCAUUUCAGUGCAGAGCACUCGAGCUUUGCUUCAAUGUCGCCCUCAACAGGCUUCCGACUGUCCCUGGACCCAUGUUCCACGGACAGCCUUCGCUCGCCAACGCUCUCAUCGCGGCGCUGAAGAGAGCUCAAGCCCACCAGAGAAGAGGUUGCAUCGAACAGCAACAGCAGACGCAGCCCCAGCAGCAGCCGCCAUUGUUGACCAUCAAGGUCGAGCUUGAACAGCUCGUCAUAUCCAUUCUCGAUGACCCGAGUGUCAGUCGGGUCAUGAGAGAAGCUGGGUUCUCGAGCACCGCCGUCAAGAACUGCAUCGAGGAUUGCUCCGUCUCCACCGUUUUCUACGGCUCCUCUGUAGGAGUUUUCUCCUCUCCUUGCUCGCCUUCUUCGAACGACCAACAGAUAAACCGGUUUCAUCACCAAAACCCUAAGGAUGUGUACCAGCCGCUGAUAAACCCUAACACUUUCUGGCAAACUCAUUUCUCCAGUCUCUCUCCUCAGCAAAACCCACUUGUCAACAAGAAGCACUUCGUCGGGGACUCGCUGAAUUGCUUCAGAGAAGACGUGAAGCUGGUCGUUGAUGUUCUGCUGAGGAAUAAGAAGAGAAACCCAGUGAUCGUCGGUGACUCGGUGUCGUUCACCGAAGGGCUUGUCCGGGAGCUAAUGUCGAAGAUAGAGAGAGGAGACGUCGACCAUGGAGAUUUGAAGCAGACCCACUUCGUCAAGUUUCAGUUUUCACCGAUCGUGCUGAAGUUCAUGAGAAGAGAGGACGUGGAGACGAACGUAAGUGAACUGAGGAAGAAAGUCAUCUCUCUCACGUCGUGUGGCAAAGGUGUAAUUAUCUACACAGGUGACCUGAGAUGGACAGUAGGCGAAAAAGACAACAACAACAACAAUGGCGUCCAGAUUUCAUCUUCUUCGUCAUACAGCCCUUUGGAUCAUAUAGUGGAAGAACUGGGAAGAUUAAUCGCAGAAUAUAAUAAGAACAACGAAGAUGACAACGGUAACAUCAACAGUAGUAGCAUUAUCAGUGGUACUACUAAUUCAUCGAACAAGACAAGGGUUUGGGUUAUGGGAACAGCAUCUUACCAGACUUACAUGAGAUGUCAAAUGAGACAGCCUUCGCUCGAGACACUGUGGUCUCUUCAAGCUGUCUCUGUCCCUUCUGGUGGUCUUGGCCUCAGCCUUCAUGCAACCAGUGGAAACGAACCGAGGGUGAGUAAUAAUACUACAUCGCAGCAUGUUGGAGCAAAGCCAUUCGGUGGCAAAGCCGAGGAAGCUGCUGUCCUGAGCUGCUGUUCUGAAUGCGUCUCUAGCUAUGAAAGAGAGGCCAAGUCCUUCAAAUCCAACCAGGACAAGCUGUUGCCUUCAUGGCUCCAAUCUCACGGAGACACUUCCGUACACAAGCAGGAAGAGUUGAUUGGUUUAAGGAGAAAGUGGAACAGAUUUUGCCAAAGUUUGCACCAAGGAAGGACUGCUCAGAACGGUGAAUUGGAUCAGAGCAAUGACAUGCCUUAUCCAUGGUGGUCGAACCAGAACACUGUGUCUCCGGACUCUGCUUCUGCUUCUUUCGCUGACUCGAGUCUGAAGAAAAACAAACGAGGUCCCAAUCCCGUGGCGAAAUUCAGACGGCAAAACUCGUGCACCAUCGAGUUUGAUUUGGGCAGCGACUCGAGGAAAGAUGAGAGCGUAGCCGUCCAGAAGAAGUCGGAUCCUUUGGGUGAAACAGAAGGUACGGAUGUGAAGAUCACUCUUGAUCUCGGACAUUCACUCUUCUGGUCAGAUUCUGACAGAGAAACGAGGCAACUCAGCAUCUUGGCCAAGGCUUUGCAAGAGAAUAUCCCGUGGCAAAGUGAAAUUCUGAGUCCGAUGGCUGAAACCUUGAUGAAUAGCGUGUCGAGCAAGAAAGAUGCUUGGAUCAUGAUCAAUGGCAACGAUACCAGCGGAAAAAGAAGACUGGCUCUUGCUGUUUCAGAAUCCCUUUUUGGAUCUAUUGGUGUUCUUGUUCAUAUUGACCUGAGGAAAAGAGACGACAGAGCAAAUGCUAGAUCCAAAAUGCUCGCAGACGCAUUGGAGAAGCGCGAGAAUCUUGUUUUUCUCAUCGAAGACAUCGACUCGGCUGAUGCCCAGUUCCUGAAAUUACUCUCUGACAGAUUCUAUGAGAGCCAGGAACUCAAACAAGGCGUGGAUCAUCAAGCCAUCUUCAUUCUAACGAAGGAAGAUCAUGGCUCGGACGAUGGAAAACACCGAGACUAUGUUUUACAGAUGAGUCUGAAGAUCACAGAACAGAAUCCGGACCGCAAGAGAAAACCCGAGUCGGAUUCGUCGUCAAAGGAAGCGAAGAACCCUAGAACAGGGGAGACAGAUAAUGCGUUUAGCGUCAUCAAGAGAGAAGUCUUCUCGAGGCAAUCCAGCUUUAAUAGCUCUCUCGAUCUGAACAUAAAAGCAGAAGAGAGCGACGAAGAAGAAGCAUCGAAACCAGGCGAGAUCAGUCCGAUUUCGAGCGAUUUAACCGGAGACGAGACCCAAAUCUCUUCAACUGGCCUGUUUCUGGGUCGGAUCCGGAACCGAUUCGCGUUCGAACGCGAUCCAAAAGAGACGAGAGAUGCGUUCGCUGCGAAAAUAGGAGAGAUCUUCGGGGAGAUAUACAGGGGAGGAGCAGAAGGGGUUAGGUUUAGCAUCGAAGAGAAGGUGACGGAGGAAAUUUACAGAGGGUGCGGUAACUUUCUGAACGGUAAGUUCGAGAGUUGGGUAAAGGAGGUAAUUGGGAAAGGGUUACUGACGGUCAAAAGGGGAGGGAAAAAGGAUACGGGUGUAAUUAGGAUGGUUUUCGGGGGUAUAGUUGACAAACUACAUGGGGUUGAUGGUUACAUGGGUACAUGUCUUCCGAACUAUGUCCAAGUUUCCAAUAUCCACUAGAUUUCUAGUUUUUUUUUUUUUUGCUUUAAAUUUUUGUAAUGGGAAGGGGGCAUUUAUUUAAGUUUUUUUUGGUACUA